CGAUCUCCUGUAUUAUGCUUCAGUGGUGAAGAAGAUGCACCUGCUCCUGUGUCUGCUUGUUCUUUCCCAUCUGCCACUCUCAGGUGGCGUGCAGAGUGGCAUCUUUGGGGGUGGUGAGGCCAAGCCCCACUCCAGACCCUACAUGGCCUCACUGCAGUAUGGGGGACACCACGUGUGUGGAGGGAUACUGAUCAGGGAGGACUUCGUACUGACUGCUGCACACUGUUAUAAGUUCAAGCUGCAGGAGGUGGUUCUGGGAGGCCAUAACAUCACAGAGAGGGAGGCCAGCCAGCAGCGGAUCCAGCUGGAGGAGAAGGACUUCCACACACACCCUCAGUUCAAACAUCCCAACCAGUUUCACUUCGACAUCAUGCUGCUCAAGCUGAAGCCCAAAGCUGAGCUGAAUGAGUACGUGCAGGUGCUGGAGCUGCCCAGGAGGUUUGGGAAGAUCCCAGCCCGGCUGCAGUGUGAGGUGGCUGGGUGGGGGAGGAGGGUCCUGGGGAGGAGAGCGGAGAGUGUGCUGUACGAGGCUAACGUCACGCUGGCCAGCAGCAGGGACUGCAGGAACAUCGCAGGGAACUACUUCAAUGUGGACCAGAUGGCCUGCAGCUUCUCCAAGGGGACGGACGGCUUCUGUCAGGGGGACUCAGGAGGGCCCCUUGUGUGUCGCCAUAACAACAAACAUGUUCUGUUUGGAGUGGACGUGUACACUGGAAGCCCCUGUGACACUCCUGACUACCCUCAGGUCUACACAAGCGUGGCCUACUUCCUGCCCUGGAUUAGAGAGGAGCUGCAUGCGAAGAACUAUGGAAACCAUAAUGUAACUAUGGAAACCAUAAUAUAA
Molecule: messenger RNA, 844 nt
Organism: Alosa alosa (allis shad)
Lineage: Eukaryota; Metazoa; Chordata; Actinopteri; Clupeiformes; Clupeidae
Product: mast cell protease 1A-like
Exons: 5
Coding region: 35-844 (269 amino acids)
Biological process (GO): proteolysis
Molecular function (GO): serine-type endopeptidase activity
Source: RefSeq, a predicted model, not a curated record